UGUGUGUGUGUGUGUGUGUGUGAUGAGAUUAUCUGCUUUAUGAAAUACACGCGAGACGCUUCCAGUGGACCGAAGAGUCUUCAGAGGGCAAAACAGCGCAGAAGGGGAAACUCUUCUCUUCCAGGCGAUGCUCAAACAAGGUGAUGGGAUGGAAGUUACAUGCGGAUUCCCAAACAGUUCGAGCAGAUGAUAAAUGAGAAGGAGCAAAGAUAACUUUGGUGAAGUGCUUCUUCAUCUAUCUUACAGUGUCUGAAUGUCGAUUCGUAUCGGCGGACUUGCUUUGCUCUUAUAAAACCACUUCUUCAUGAAGCACCUCUGACUCAGAUUUGUGGAAAUAUCACAGAGAUCCGCACGGGAAGCUGCGAGCUCUUCAGCACCAUCAAAGCUGCAGACGACUGAAAGAUGAAGCUUGCUGCGUUCAUGCUCCUUCUCAUCAAUUCAGCGGCAUCCAUCAAUCUUAAAUACAUCUCGAAGAGGAACUCAGUCGAUGGAUGUAUAGACUGGUCGGUGGACCUGAAAACGUACCGCGUGUUGGCCGGAGAGCCGCUGCGGGUGAAAUGCGCUCUCUUCUACAGCUACAUCCGCACUAACUACAGCGUGGCCCAGAACGCCAAGCUGCGACUCAUCUGGUACAGGAACAAGGGUGAUUCUGAGGAACCCAUCAUCUUCUCGGGUCAUCGGCUCAGUAAAGAAGGAGAUUCCAUUUGGUUCCGCUCAGCGGAGAUGGAGGACAACGGAUUUUACACUUGUGUGCUCAGAAACUCGACGUACUGUAUGAAGGUGUCCAUGUCGCUGACAGUGGAAGAGAGUGAUGAGGGUCUCUGCUUUAGCAGUCGAAUACGUUACCUGGAGAGAGCAGAGAUCACCAAGAGCAAAAUGAUCACCUGUCCUGACAUUGAUGACUAUCUUGCACCCUACAAGCAGCCCAUCAUGACCUGGUACAAGGAGUGUCAACGAAACUGGAGGAGCUCAAUGAUCAUCAACACCACCAGUCUGUGGAUUCCUGAGGUGAUGGAGGACGACGGAGGAAACUACACCUGUGAAUUGAAGUACGGCAGUCGAGUCGUGAGACGGACCACAGAGGUCAAAGUCACAGCACUUCUUACGACCAGACCACCUAAAGUCUUGUUCCCAUCAGAGAGACAAGCCAGCAUUAUACACGUCCAGCUCGGUAUGCGUCUGAUCUUAGAUUGUAAGGCGUUCUUCGGUUACAGCGGAGAUUCUCGGCCCAUCAUCUACUGGAUGAAAGGAGAUAAGUUUGUCGAGGAGCUGGAAGGACACAUAAGAGAAAGUGAAGUGAGGCUGGUCCGGGAGUUUCUGGGGGAGAAGGAGGUGGAGUUAUCUCUGAUCUUUGAUGCUGUGGAGGAGACAGACAUGGGAAACUACACCUGUAAUGUGGAGAAUCACAUCGGCCGCAGCAGUGCAAGUGCUAUUCUGCAGAAGAAGGAUGCGUAUAGGUUGGAGCUGGUUGGUGGUCUGGGUGCCAUUAUGUUGUUAUUAGGAAUCUUCACAGCCAUCUAUAAAUGCUACAAUGUGGAGAUCAUGCUGUGUUACAGACGACACUUUGGGAGUGAUGAAACAGAUGACGACAACAAGGAAUAUGAUGCCUACCUCUCUUACACCAAAGUGGAUUUGGACUCAGUGGAGUGUGAGGUGAGCGAGGACGAGCUGUUUGCUCUGGAGAUCUUACCUGACGUUCUGGAGAAACACUAUGGAUAUAAACUCUUCAUCCCACACCGGGACCUCAUACCCAGCAGCACGUACAUCGAGGACCUGAGCCGGAGCGUGGAGCAAAGCAGACGUCUCAUCAUCGUGCUGACUCCCGAGUUUGUUGCCCGCCGCGGCUGGAGCAUCUUCCAGUUCGAGCCGCGGCUGCAGAGCAUGCUGGCGACGGGCGAAAUCAAGGUGAUCAUGAUUGAAUGCUCCGACCUCCGCAACGUUAUCAACUACCAGGAGGUAGAAGAUCUGAAGCACACCAUCAGAGUGUUGACCGUCAUUAAAUGGAGGGGGCCCAAAAGCAACCAGCUCAAAUCCAGGUUUUGGAAGCGGGUCGUGUACGAGAUGCCAGCUAAGAAAAAAGAGACCGUGUCGCGGCGGCAGGUGUUGGACUCGGGCGAGCAAGGGCUCUUCGGCGACCUGCAGGCCGUAUCCACCGUCGCCAUGACGGCGACCUCAGCAUCGCUGAUGCCGGCUCACGUUGAAAUUCCAGACUAUAACGAACACGGCCACCUGCAAAUGCGCCAUUUCUGCCGCAGCUACGAAUACGAGCUGCCCACUUCUGCGAUAGCCACGCUCAGCGGCCGUCACGUGUACUGCAAUCUGCCAAUGACGCUGCUGAAUGGACGUGUGACGCAAAAUAACAUUGGGAAAGCCAAGAAGGACAUUCACUUGAACAGCACGUUCGUGCCGCUGUCUGGUCAAGAACUCUCCAGUGAUAUCUGGUAGAACAUCGCACAGCAAUCGCCCGCUGGGCCGGAAACAUAGCUUUGCUGUUUUUACUUUUCUCUUCUUUUUUCAUCCGCAUGACAUCAUCUUACGAUUUGAAAAAUUGAAUAAAAAACAUAAUGGUUUCUCUUUUUACUUUUCUUUAACUAGCUGUGAAGUGUUUUGAUACUUUGUUCAGAAAGAUGAAGAGCUAUUGAUAUUGAUUUCGUACUUGAAUUUCUUCUUUUCGAAGACCAAUAAUGAGUCAUGUUCAAGGUGUUCAUACUAUGUACAGUGUCAUAUCUAGUCUCUUGAAACACCACUACUUAUUUGGUUUGGUUUCCGAAGAACAGAUUAUGACUUUGGUUGUCGCAGCACAAUAAUGUAAAGACACAAAUACUCUGAGCUUUAAAGAAUAUUACGUUCUAUUUAUGCAAAUAAAUACUAUUCCAAUGAAAUAAGCACAUUGAUGUUGUUUGUAGCCAGUUAGAAGGAUGUAUUUACAUAUUUUAUACAGUCGACCAUAUACCGUCACAGAAUUAUGUUUGUUUGUUGGAUUGUUUAUUUAUUUAUUUAUUUUCUCAGAGCGUCAUUGGAUGUUUAUAUGAUGUAUCUGGUAUUAGAUUAAAACAUUCAGUGCUGCUAAUGAUUAAUAUUUCAGUCAGCUUGAUCAUUUGCAUACAUUAUUCAUAUUUCACUUCACAUAAUUUAGAUGUGU
Molecule: messenger RNA, 3142 nt
Organism: Triplophysa dalaica
Lineage: Eukaryota; Metazoa; Chordata; Actinopteri; Cypriniformes; Nemacheilidae
Gene: il1rapl2
Product: interleukin 1 receptor accessory protein-like 2
Biological process (GO): signal transduction
Molecular function (GO): interleukin-1 receptor activity
Source: RefSeq, a predicted model, not a curated record